Messenger RNA from Paramisgurnus dabryanus, 1470 nucleotides. Its product is annotated as 5-hydroxytryptamine receptor 1D. Gene Ontology annotation, biological process: G protein-coupled receptor signaling pathway. The record is from RefSeq and is a predicted model, not a curated record. Gene Ontology annotation, cellular component: membrane. Gene Ontology annotation, molecular function: G protein-coupled receptor activity. NCBI's taxonomy places the organism in Eukaryota, Metazoa, Chordata, Actinopteri, Cypriniformes, Cobitidae.
CACAAAAACUUUCCACACUGUGACCUCAGUCCUGAUCAUUAAUCUGGCUAUUAGUGAUCUGUUAGUUGGAGUCGGUGUUAUGCCGUUUGUGGCGGUUUCCAUUAUGAACAACGGAUGGGUCAGCUGCAAUGAUCUCUGUCUAUUUGUUGGUUACACCUCUUCCGUCUACUGCACCGUGUCGGUCUUGACUCUUGCGGCUAUCGCACUGGACCGUUACUUCUCCAUCAUGGACUGCCUGCGCUAUAAUUCCCGCUGCACCGUAUGGACAACAGGUUCGGCCGUGUUGUGGAUCUGGCUGCAAGCUAUGUUGACCAGCUGUCCACCUCUUUUCGGUUGGAGUAACGUGAUCUACGUGGCUCCUAUGUACAGCUGUGCUAUAAACUGGGCAAACAGCCCCAGCUACACAGUUUUUAUGUCUGUACUAUGCUUUUUUCUACCCGGUGCAAUCAUCCUGUACUGCUAUGUGAAGAUUGUACGGGUGGCACGCUACCAUGCCAGAAGGAUCCAUAGCUUGGAGGAACACUUCCGGACAAAGCCCACAUCUGCAUCUAUGUCGGAUCUCCAGCGUUCAUCUGCAGAUGUGGACAUUUUUGCGCCCUCCAAGCUGGUGUAUUACGUGAGUGGUAGGUUUGUGGCUGACGUGCAGUUGGAGGUUCCUGAUGAAGCAAAAUCUGGAGAUAUCUCAUCCACCCAAACUGGUGGACAUCUGCACUCCAUCCUGGCUCAGGUCCACAGCAGCAGUCCUCAGCAUCCCAACCAACCUCAGCAUCACGGCAUCUUAAGAUUGUUUCUGGUCAUCGCCGCCUUUUUUCUUUGCUGGACACCAUACAUUUGCGUGUGUCUUGUGCAGGCCACUGAAACGGCUCUUUCUUGGCGCACCAGCCUCGUUUCCCCCUCAGCGGUUACGUUCUCCUACUGGCUGCUGUUGUUUAAUUCGGACAUCAACCCAUUGCUGUACGCCCUCCUGAGCAAGCGCUUUCAGGGGGCUCUUCAGGGUUUAAGAUGCAGGAUUCAGACCAGGCUGGGUGGAGCUGUUGGACUAGCAGGAGCAGACAGCGACCCCACUAACAGCUCCAGAAAUGACAGUGCUCCUCUGGAGUCAACAUACUCUUCUGUCUGUACUCUAAGCUCUUCGUUCCCAAAGAACCUUGAGGAGCAGAUCAGGAAUGUUCUUCCGUCUGGAAGUGUGACGACUGCUCAGGCUGUCUGUCGUAAAUGUAAUGGGAAUAAUGUUAAGACCUCAGAUCACCUGCAGGUUCCCUCCAGACAAUGUGAGAGGAACAGACUUCCAGAUUCUGCCGCAACUAAAAAUAAACAAGCAACUUUCUUUUAUGGAGAGAUUACGGUAAAUGUAGAGCAUGAUGUUUGCUGAAGAUCUCAUAUUCUGCAUAACUAAAAACACUACUACCUGUCAAUUUAAAAAUGUGGACGAUUGUUUUAAAGUAAAUAUUUUCGGUUUACUUUAAAGUC